UAGACCUGAGGCUUUCUAUCCUCGAUCAGGAUUCUGAAAAUAUCUUGAUCGCUUGAUUGUUUGUCUACAUCAUUAUUCAACUGUAAACUUUACAUUAUUUGCGAUACACUUCCAAAACUGAGACAUUAGCUAUCGCUGAAGGAUGAGAGAAGUUCAGACAGAGGAAGAAUUGGAACAAGCCAUCAAGGAGAGUGAAACGAAAUUAAUGAUAUUGGACUUUUUCGCUGAUUGGUGUGGUCCGUGUAAAAGAGUUGCACCAGAACUAGAUAAAAUAUGUGAAGAAUGGCAAGAUGUCCUGUUCGUAAAAUUGAACGUUGACGAGUUAGAGUCUGCGGCUGAGACUUAUGCGAUAGCUGCAAUGCCCACAUUCAUUGCAUUCAAGGGUGGAGAGAAAAUCGAUGAAGUGGUUGGUGCCAAUUUGGACAAACUAAGGGAAAUGAUUGAGAAGUAUAAAUAGAAGGACAAAAGAUGGGGAAAGAAUACAGAAGAAUCGUUGUUCCCAACUUCUUUUUGUGUUACAAGUAGUCAUAAAUUGCACUUAGUCAUGAGACAUGUAAAACGUAUCCAUAAAUUCAGUGGCAUUUACUUUUUGUUAACUUCCAAAUUGAUCAUUUAAUUUCCUAAAAGCUAUGCAUGAAAGAGGGCUAAUAAAGGGCUGCUUUUGAUUUGAAAUAAAUGUAAUCAUUGUUUA
Messenger RNA from Trichobilharzia szidati, 691 nucleotides. The record is from the annotation of a GenBank genome assembly. NCBI's taxonomy places the organism in Eukaryota, Metazoa, Platyhelminthes, Trematoda, Strigeidida, Schistosomatidae.